GCGGGAAGGUCUUCUUCGUGCGCAACUGGCGGACUGAAGAACUAAACAGACUGUCGUUGACAGGCGCGCACUGGUCCCAGUGCGGUUGAGCUUGACCAAAGCUGCUGUGGGCUUGAGCAAAGCUGCUGUUAGCUGCUGUAUAAGCUGCUGUAAGCUGCUGUAAGCUGAUUGUGGCGAUUGAUUGGGGGGAAUCUGUGGCACAAUUCAUUCCAUGAGUGCUUGCUGGUUCGUUCCAGCUGUUAGCGUUGCCCGACUUUUGAAUUGAACGGUGGGGAUUCAGGAUGCCGCCGAAGAAGAAAUCGAAAUCGAAGAGUGGCCGCUCGACGCCCGCGUCGAAGAAGAGCGGCAAGGAAAAGAGGGGGAGGAGAGGAAAGAAGAAAGGGAAUGCCAACGCUUUCUUUACAUCGGAAGAUGACACGCUUGCCUUCGGUUUCCGGGCGGGUGACAUCAUCCGGACACCUCUUGGACUCAUCUGUACUGUGAUAGGAGUGAAGUACACGAGGCCUGGGGAUAAGGAGUCGGGUCAACUGUGGGUGGAAUAUGAAGGCGAAAAGCGGUUUCCCCUGGAGAGGGAUCUCGGGUACUCAAGGUGUGGAGAGGCAGACCAUAUUUGGCGGGAUGUCAUGCAGCUUAAGAAGAGUGUGCGGCAGGAUGAAGACCUGCGAAACAUGGUUGAGGCCGAAAACAAACGAAGGCUCGAUAAGAUUGCUGCAGACGAAAGUGCCAAGGCAGAGAAGGCGGCAAGGAUGCGAAAGGUCGCAUCGGAGAUAGCCUCACGGAUUGCUGCAUCGAGAGCUCAGUCAACGCAAGACAGCCAAGGAGCUGGAGACAGCCGGACUGGCUCUGCUAGGGGCGAUAGUUCAAGGGGAAGGUCCAGGCCUACCUCUUCAGGAGGAAGUGAGCAGAAGCCAUCAGCUUCGAGGACACCAUCUCAGUCAGUAUCCAGACCUCCAUCUGCAGGAGGAGAAACACCCAUAAUAACACCGAAAAGUGCAUCUCGAGCGUCCUCCUCACGACCUGAAACNCAGACCUCCAUCUGCAGGAGGAGAAACACCCAUAAUAACACCGAAAAGUGCAUCUCGAGCGUCCUCCUCACGACCUGAAACACCAGCCUCCGCACACACCACCUAAGGGCUCAAUCAAGAGGCGUGUCUGACUUACGGGCAAACAAGCCCAGCGAAAGAAGCGAGUGCACUGACCGAUCAGCGACUUGAGGUCGGCUGUCCCACAAGUCCGCUCGGAUGUCCGAGGAGCUGAACGAGCUAGCAUCAGAACAUAAGGCGAGUUUUCUUAUCCUCACAAGAAAUGACAGCAGCAAGCAGUGAGCGUGCUGACUGACCAACAACUUGACUUCAGGUCAGCUGUCCCACAAGUCUGUUUGGAUGUCCAAGGAGCUGAACGAGCUAGCCUCAUAGCAUAAGGCGAG
Chara braunii is the source of this 1426-nucleotide messenger RNA. The record is from the annotation of a GenBank genome assembly. Lineage: Eukaryota; Viridiplantae; Streptophyta; Charophyceae; Charales; Characeae.